Molecule: messenger RNA, 2223 nt
Organism: Betta splendens (Siamese fighting fish)
Lineage: Eukaryota; Metazoa; Chordata; Actinopteri; Anabantiformes; Osphronemidae
Gene: xrcc6
Product: X-ray repair complementing defective repair in Chinese hamster cells 6
Exons: 13
Coding region: 157-1992 (611 amino acids)
Biological process (GO): cellular response to gamma radiation; telomere maintenance; cellular response to X-ray
Cellular component (GO): nucleus; Ku70:Ku80 complex
Molecular function (GO): double-stranded DNA binding; telomeric repeat DNA binding; DNA helicase activity
Source: RefSeq, a predicted model, not a curated record
GCUGUCCCGGAAAAGGGCUGUUACGUGUUCCUCCACGUCACUGAGCGCGCGCAAUAGGCACCUAGAGUGGAGCACGGUGACGGGUUCUGUGUGUUUCCUGCUACAUACUAACAGCUGUUGUUCUUCUGCUCCUUGACCAAACCAAAGCCAUCCCUAAUGGCAGAGUGGACCUCCUACUACCGAAAUGACGAUGAGGAUGAAGAGCAGGACGAAGGAGAGCAGUCUGGAGGAGACUACAAGAUCACAGGGAGAGACAGUUUGGUCUUUUUGGUUGAUGCCUCCAAGGAAAUGUUCAUCAAACGAGAUGAUGGACAGCCGACCAACUUUGACUUGACUAUGCAGGUUGUGCGCAGUGUGUACACCAGUAAGAUCAUCAGUAGCUACAGGGACCUGGUGGCGCUGGUUUUUUAUGGCACAGAACAGAGUAAAAACCCCCGGAACUCAUUCAAGCAUGUUUAUGUGUACCAUGACCUUGACGAACCAGGUGCAAAGCGAGUGCAGGAUGUAGAUGCCCUGCGAGGAGAAAAGGGUGCCCAUCUUGCAGCAGAGACCAUGGGCAGUGGGGAGACUUCAUUAGGAGAUGCACUGUGGUGCUGCGCCAACCUCUAUAGUGACAUUAAGCUUAGACUUUCACACAAAAGGCUCAUGAUCUUCACCUGCAGGGAUGAGCCACACUGUGGUGACAGUACAAAAGACCGACAGGCUCGCACAAAGGCCAGUGACCUCAAAGAGACAGGUGUUGUUAUUGAUUUGAUGCACCUGAUGAAACCUGGAGGCUUUGAUGUGUCACUCUUCUUUUGUGACAUUGUAAGUCCACCAGAGGAUGAAAAUGAGUUGGGGCUGCAGCUGGAGCCUUGUGAAAAAUUGGAGGACCUGAAGAAGAGGGUGCGAGCCAAGGAGCAGAAGAAGAGAGCCAUGGCCAGGUUAAAUCUGAGUCUUGGUGAGGGCAUAAAUGUUGCAGUGGGAAUUUAUGCAACUGCUGUCACAGCCAGAAGACCUGGAGCUAUCAGACUUAACAGGGAAACCAAUGAACCAGUUCGUAGCAAGAGCCGAACCUUCCACACCCAAACUGGGAGUCUGCUGCUGCCCAGUGAGAUAAAGAAAUCCCAGGUGUAUGGUAAAAAGAAGAUAGUGAUGGAGCGGGAUGAAGUGGACGCCAUCAAGAAGUUUGAUGAUCCUGGAUUGUUUCUUAUUGGAUUUAAACCUAUGGAGCUGCUCAAACUGCACCACCACAUCCGACCUGCUGUUUUUCUCUAUCCUGAGGAGGAUGAGGUCAAAGGCAGCUCGUGUCUCUUCUCUGCCUUGUUGACCAAGUGCUUCGAAAAGGACGUCUUUGCUCUGUGCCGUUGCAUCGCCAGGCGAAACUACCCUCCUCGAUUUGUUGCUCUCGUUCCUCAGAAGGAAGAGGUUGACGAAGGAAAAGUACAGAUCACACCACCAGGUUUCAAUGCCAUCUUCCUGCCAUAUGCUGACGACAUGCGGACCCUGGAUCCUCCGCAGCACCCAUCCGCCACACAAACACAGAUAGACAAGAUGAAAGAGAUAGUCUCCAAGCUCCGCUUCAAAUACCAGAGUGACGCCUUUGAAAACCCCGUCAUCCAGCAGCAUUACAGGAACUUGGAAGCUUUGGCUCUGGAUAUGAUGGCUCCAGAAGACACAGAGGACCUCAUCAUGCCAAAGGUGGAACAGAUUGACCGUCGCCUGGGCCCUCUAGUCGAGGAGUUCAAAGAUCUGGUGUACCCUGCCAACUACAGUGCAGAGAACAAAACAGCUGCCAAACGCAAAACAGUAGCUGAGGCCGGAGGUGGAAGUGAGAAGAAGCCCAAAGUGGAGAUUCCAGAGGACGAGCUGAGAGCCCAUGUGCAGAACGGCACCUUGGGAAAGCUAACUGUGCCGGUGCUGAAGGAGGCCUGUAAGCAGUUUGGGGUUCGGACCACUGGCACCAAGAAGCAGGAGCUGAUUGAUGCUCUGAUUGCACGUCUGGGCUCAUGAAGAGGUCGCUGUCUGACUCUCACUUAACUACAAAUGUCUCCAACCACGUUUCCUAAAAGUACAGAGCUGCUUCCGUGCAGCUUUGCGAUCGUAUUAGAGCUAUGACUCAGUGGGAAAUAAUAUUUGUCAAAGGUUGUGUUCCUUCAAACUCACUGUACUGUAAACAUAAGGCUUUUAGUAAUGAAACUUGUUGAUACCUGCAUUUUUAUUAAUAAAUGAAUUAGUUUUCUA